AAACGGAGCGCGAGAGCAGAGCGAAGUGCAGUCCAGGGAGGAAAACUGAAGGGAGGAGAAACCAGGGAGCAGGAGAAAGUCAAGCAGAAGGAGAAUAAAGAGCUGUGAGAGAAAAACAUCUGGAUUAUUUACCAAGAAACGUGAAAAACAGCCGCGUGACAGCGAGUUUACCACAAAGCUGACAGGAAGUUUUUGGAGAGACGAACCAACAGUCCGUGGAGAUACUGGAGAGACACACCAACUGUGACUGGUCUGAACAGUAUUCACUCCAUCUCCUGAAAUAAAAGGCGGCUGCAGACCCACCCGAGCUCCUCUGCUCUGAUAUCACUUCGUCGUUUUUUUUGGUUCGCAGCCCGGUGUUUGCACCGGCUGAUCUCCAUGUAUAAGAUGGAUUACUCCUACCUGAACUCCUAUGACUCCUGCAUGGCGGCCAUGGAAGCGUCGGCCUACGCGGACUUCAGCUCGUGCAGCCAGGCCAGCUCCUUCCAGUACAACCCGAUCCGGAGCGGACCCUUCUCCAACCCGGGCUGCACCCCGCUCAGCACGGCCAGCUGCACCCUGGGAGCCCUGCGGGAGCACCAGCCCACACCUUACUCCUCAGUCCCUUACAAGUUUUUCUCGGACCCCUCCGGCCUGAACGAGAAGAGGAAGCAGCGGCGCAUCAGGACCACCUUCACCAGCUCCCAGCUGAAGGAGCUGGAGCGGGUCUUCGCCGAGACGCACUACCCAGACAUCUACACCCGAGAGGAGCUGGCGCUGAAGAUAGACCUGACCGAGGCGCGGGUACAGGUUUGGUUUCAGAACAGGCGUGCCAAGUUUCGUAAGCAGGAGCGUGCAGCCAACGCCAAAGCCAACAGCUCUGGUGGUACCACAGGCAGCAGCUCCAGCAGCAGCUCUGGAGGGAAGAAGGGCGGAGAGCUGAGAUCUUCAUCCGAUGAUGACGAGUCCAAAGAAUCCACCUGCAGCCCCACACCUGACAGCACGGCCUCUCUGCCCGGCUCUGCCAACGGAAACCUGGGCAGCCCUGCCAGCCUGAGCCCCAGCCCGGCUCCUGCCAACAACGGCUAUGUUAACACCUCCAGCUCUCCGGUCCUCCAAGGGCUGAAGCCGCCCAGCUGGUCCAGCCUGGGGCCGUCCAACCCGGCCGUGGCCCAGCCCGCUGCCCAGACUCAGGAGAUUCUGAAGGCCUGGCAGCCGGCGGACAGUAUGACCGGGCCCUUUGCCGGAGUCCUGUCCUCCUUCCACAGAAAACCCAACCCCGCCAUCAAGACGAACCUGUUCUGAAGCACAGAGGAAGAGGAAAUGAGAAACAAACUGUCGACUGGAGCAGUGAGGACUUUCUAGCUUUUGUUGAGAGAGUCAGGACUUACCCAUUAUAACACUGAAUUCACCGGUGCAGUCAGAGGCCCUCUGUUACUCUCCAAAAAACUAUCCUCUCAACCUGAUUCAAAGCUCAGAUAGUAAAGUCAAAGGUCUGAUCACCAUGUCUCACCCCAAAUUAUUAUGCAACUGCACCUGCAAAACUCUGGACAUGGUCAGUUUUCUUCCAGCGAUGAAUCACUUUCACCCCAAAAUCACUCUCCCUCAGAUAAAACUCAAUUUCAUGAUGCAACACUCUGCAUGUACAGACCCUUAAACGUCACUGUCAAAAGGAUUUUAACCAAAUCAGAUCUGCUUGGACUGAUAAACAUAUCAGACACACAUUCAUACCCAGCCUUUGUCUUUUCUUGCUAACUUAAACUCACAUUCCCACACUCGCUGCAUUGCAUCAGAGCCACAGCACUCUGAUGAGCAUGGCGGUCAGGUACGAGUUUAAAGCAGAAAGCUAAACAUCACGCUCCAGUCUCUGCUGGGGAAACAAAACAAACUUUUACCCUCAAGCACAACUUCCUCUAAGCUCCCCUGACACACAGAACAGGGUCCCCCCCCCUAAGUCUCUUUGCCGAGCAGAGCAGGGCACCCCAAAAUCCAAUUAGAGCCUCCGGGUCCAGACCAGACACCUCCCCAAGUUCAUCCCUUCUUCCUCCUUCUUUACUGUAUCCAGUCCUGACUCCCCUGCGCUCAUCCUCAAUGUGAGCCCUCGCCCCCCCCCCCCCCCCCCCCCCCCUUCCCCCCCCCCC
Epinephelus moara (kelp grouper) is the source of this 2120-nucleotide messenger RNA. RefSeq names its product paired like homeobox 2A (gene phox2a). Gene Ontology annotation, molecular function: RNA polymerase II transcription regulatory region sequence-specific DNA binding; DNA-binding transcription factor activity, RNA polymerase II-specific. The record is from RefSeq and is a predicted model, not a curated record. NCBI's taxonomy places the organism in Eukaryota, Metazoa, Chordata, Actinopteri, Perciformes, Serranidae. The transcript has 3 exons. Gene Ontology annotation, biological process: regulation of transcription by RNA polymerase II. The coding region runs from base 379 to 1284 and encodes 301 amino acids.